GGCGCCGCGCUGCCUGUCAGUCAGCGCUCAGGGACAGUUUGACCCUCGCUGCUCCGCAGAAAGCUGCUGUAAGCCGAACCGGACCGGAGCCCAACAGUUUCCACUGAGCCGCCGCUGUCGGAACCGGAACCGACCCGAACCGGUGAACUGAGCCAUGCGGUUCUGACCCGGUCCGGACCGGUGGAUGAGUCCAGAGCUGCAGCUGAGCGUCGCUGUGCCACAGGAUGAACGGAUUCGAUCCUCCAGCUCUGAACAUCUUCAGCUCCAACAUCAACGGACUCGGCGCUCCGUCUCCGGAUCCCCCCAGGAAUAAAGCCAAGAGUGGUGCCAAAGCUCUGUAUGAACAAAGGAAGAACUUCUCCAGAAGCAGCAUCAACAGCCUGACGGACACGUCGCAGUACCAGGUGGAGCACCUCACCACGUUCGUUUUGGACCGGAAAGAUGGGAUGAUCACGGUGGACGACGGCGUGCGGCGGCUGCGCCUGCUGGACGCCAAGGGGAAGGUGUGGACGCAGGAAAUGCUGCUUCAGGUGGAGGACAAGGCGGUCAGCCUCAUCGACCUGGACUCACAGAAUGAGUUGGAGAACUUCCCCAUCGGCUCCGUCCAACACUGCCAGGCGGUGAUGAACGCCUGCAGCUACGACUCCAUCCUGGCGCUGGUGUGCAAAGACUCGGGUCAGAGCAAGGCGGACCUGCACCUGUUCCAGUGCGACGACAUCAAGGCGAAUCUGAUUCACCUGGACGUAGAAAGUGCCAUGAUCGAUGCCAAAGGGGGCAAAGUGAAGAAACGACCCGAGACGCUGAAGAUGAUCCUGAAGAGCGACGGCAUGAUCCCGCCUCCACCAACCACCCCCGCCCCCGAGGCGCCAGCCUCAGCCAAUCAGGACAACAGGGGGCGGGUCGCCGCCUGGUCGGCAUGGGCCAAUGAACAGCAGCACUGCGAGCAGCAGCGGCCGUCGCAGGACGACGGCGCGGCGGACAUGGCGGCGCUGCGGGUGGACCGGGAUGUGCAAAUUCUGAACCACAUCCUGGACGACGUGGAGUUCUUUGUGACGAAACUGCAGAAGGCGGCCGAGGCUUUCGGCGAGCUGAACAGGAGGAAGAAGGGCAAGAAGGGCAAGAAGAAAGGGCCGGGAGAGGGCGUCCUGUCCCUGAGGUCCAAGCCUCCCAGUGAAGAAGAGUUUGUGGACUGCUUGCAGAAGUUCAAACAUGCCUUCAACCAGCUGGCAAAGCUGAAGGACCACAUUCAGAACCCUAGUGCCGUGGAUCUGGUCCACUUCCUGUUUACCCCGCUCAGGAUGGUGGUCCAGGCGUCCGGUGGUACCGAGCUGGCCCGGAGCGUCCUGGUUCCGCUGCUCAGCAGAGACGCCAUCGAGUUCCUCCACGCCACAGGGACGGAUGAGGAGCGCCACCUGUGGGUGACUCUGGGCGAUGGCUGGACCAAGUGCAGACUGGAGUGGCCGAAGGAUCACUACUUCCCUCAGGUGGCGCUGCGGUUCCGGGACGGCUGGGAGCCCCCCAUGGUUCCGGCUGUGGCUCCGAGUCGGGAGCAGGAACUCCUGCAGCUGGCCGAGAGCCUGGUGAACGCCGACGCCCGCGGUCUGGAGCAGGGGGCGCUGCAGCGGUUUCCUCUGGCUGACGGGUACGCUCUCCAUAACUCCGCCCACAAACGCUUCCAGGUCCUGGACCAGAACACGGCCGUGGCUGCUUUCAAACACGCCGUCAGCCGCCGUGUGGACCGGAGUUUGGACCCGCAGAUCCGACUGGAUCAGAACCUUUUUGCCAAAUCAAAGUACGACUUUGUGGCGAGGAACAACACGGAGCUGUCGGUUCUGAAAGACGAACUCCUUGAGGUUUUGGAUGACCGGAAGCAGUGGUGGAAGGUCCGGAACGGCGCCGGCGCCGCCGGCUACGUGCCAAACAACAUCCUGGAGCUGACCAGAACCUCGGACCUGACCGGCCGUGGAGACCCGGUCUACAGCCACACCAUCCAGCUCAUGAUGCCUAAGAAGGAGUUUGAGUUGUUUAAGCAGCAGUUACUGGGAGAGUUAAACGAGGUAAACCAUCAUUUCCUUAUUGUUCGGGACGAUCCCAGGAAUCUCACAACCCAUUUAUCAGAACAUCCAUCCUCAGAACAAAAUCCUGUUUUUGAUUGUAACUUGAUCAGGAUGUUUCAUCUGCUGGUUUUUAUUCCUGGCCUGGAUCAGGCUAAAGCUGAGCAGCCAUAACUAAAUUAGCAGGAGCUAACGCUAACCAUUGAGUCAACUGUCUCUCAUCUUCUUCUCCUUCCUGUUGACGGCUGGUCUGAGACG
Molecule: messenger RNA, 2312 nt
Organism: Xiphophorus maculatus (southern platyfish)
Lineage: Eukaryota; Metazoa; Chordata; Actinopteri; Cyprinodontiformes; Poeciliidae
Gene: eps8a
Product: epidermal growth factor receptor kinase substrate 8
Exons: 19
Coding region: 225-2228 (667 amino acids)
Biological process (GO): Rho protein signal transduction; positive regulation of ruffle assembly; regulation of Rho protein signal transduction
Cellular component (GO): ruffle membrane; vesicle; plasma membrane
Molecular function (GO): actin binding
Source: RefSeq, a predicted model, not a curated record